Molecule: messenger RNA, 723 nt
Organism: Kalmanozyma brasiliensis GHG001
Lineage: Eukaryota; Fungi; Basidiomycota; Ustilaginomycetes; Ustilaginales
Product: ERG2/sigma1 receptor-like protein
Exons: 2
Coding region: 1-723 (240 amino acids)
Biological process (GO): ergosterol biosynthetic process
Cellular component (GO): endoplasmic reticulum
Source: RefSeq, a predicted model, not a curated record
AUGGCCACCCAUCGACCUCGCAGCAACAAGCCUGCAGCUGGCAGCGUCGCACCCAAACGCGGCUGGGUGGUGCUCUCUGCUCUCCUCGUCGGCUUCAUCGCCCUCAUCGCAGCGCUCGACUCGAUACGCUCGAGCUUCUACAUCUUUGACAACAAGCAGAUCUACCAAAUCGCCUCGACCGCCGUCGCCAAGCAUCCCGGCAAUGCUACCGCCAUCUUUGACGACAUCCUCAACGACCUCCGGGCCGACCCCAAGACCGCACCGUACAUCAACAAGAACCACUUCAGCGUCGAGUCCGAGUGGAUGUUCAACAAUGCCGGUGGUGCGAUGGGGAGCAUGUUCAUCAUUCACGCUUCGGUGACCGAGUAUCUGAUCUUCUUUGGCACGCCUGUGGGCACCGAGGGUCACACGGGACGACACACGGCCGACGACUACUUCAACAUCCUCACUGGCAACCAGUACGCCUUCCCGGCUGGAGCGCUCAAAGCAGAGCACUAUCCCGCCGGAUCGGUCCACCACCUCCGCCGCGGCACGGUCAAGCAGUACAUGAUGCCCGAGGACGGUUGCUGGGCGCUGGAGCUGGCGCAGGGUUGGAUCCCACCCAUGCUGCCUUUCGGUCUGGCAGACGUGCUCAGCUCGACGCUGGACCUGCCCACCUUUGGCAUCACGGUCUGGAUCACCGCGCGAGAGAUGGUUGGUAACUUGCUCAUUGGCAAGUUCUGA